AAUGCGUCAUACAGACAGCACAGACCAAUCAAGUAUAGUAGUGAUGAGUGUGUAAGGUUGUGGACACAACACCAUAAGUCACAGCUUAUUUAUUGGGUGAACUAAUGAAGAAGGACCUCAAACAACCGUAUCUAUCGGAAAGAUCGUAACCAGCUAAAAUCAAAGAUGGCUGCCAGUAUCACAGUCCAUUCAGUGCUUGAUAAGAUCAGUAAGGAUCAUCUAGAAUGUCCAAUAUGCACCAAUCGCUUCAUCAAUCCAACAAUGCUAGACUGUCUACACAGCUUCUGCUGCACAUGCCUCAAGGUGCUUCACCAAAAAGAUCCUAACAGCUCCAUCCUACUGUGUCCUCUGUGCAGAAAGAAAACAACACUAGAAGACAACAAGGUUGACAGUCUACCUAAGGACUUUAAACUCAAUGCCCUGGUGGAUGAGUUUACUGUUCAGGAGCAACUCAUGGAGGGUCAUGGGUCACAGAUCAAAUGUCAAGUCUGUAAAAGAGAUCAUACAGCUAUUUCAAGAUGUUUUGACUGUGACAAAUUUAUUUGUCAAGAAUGUCAACAAGUACAUGAAUAUUUUGUGACAUUGGAAUCACAUAAAAUCUACUCACUUGCUCAACUGCAAUCAGGUGUAGUAACCUACCGCAGUAAAAUCAGGAAAUACAUUCCAAAGUGUGGCAAGCACAGUGAUCAGACUCCGAACAUCUACUGCAACACAUGCCAGAAGUUAGAAUGCACAACUUGUACCAUUCUUGAUCAUGCAAACCAAACACCAGACUUCACCGGAAUACCUGAGGCUUUAGACAAAUGCAAACAGGAAGUUGCAGAGCUGGUUGCAAAAGCUGAGAAAUGCAAGGCUGAUAUUGAAACUGCCAUGGAACAAGCUAGUAAGUCUCGCAAGAAACUGGAAUCUUCAUAUGCUGAAACCAAUAUGAAAAUCUCCCAGAAGGCUGCCAAGGAGAGAGCAAGGAUCACUGAAGAGGAACAGCAGCUGAAGCAUGAGGCAAAGAGUGUUUACAAAGACAGAGUCCAGACAUUUGAAACUGCAGAGGCAACCAACACAAAAGAAGUGACCCAGGUAGAGCACAAGCUGGAUGAAGUGAAUCAGUUCAUGACCCAAGCAAGCUCUCAUGAGAUUAUGGAUUUCAAGCUGAAACUUAUAAACAAUCUUGAUGAACUAACUAAGAUACAAGGCGAGAUCGUGUCUGACAGGCUUUCCUUUCUUGAGUUCGAAGAAGGUGAAAGGUCAGUGGGAAGACUGGUGCUGGAAGAUGAGCAACAAGCUAAUACAAAACAGAAGUGGAAACUGCAUGAAGGUUUCAGCAAAUUUGGCCUCACAAACUUAAAAAAUGCAAGGUCUGUUGCAGCUUUCUCCAACAAUGAAAUAGUAGUAUUAGAUACACGACACAAAGCGCUGUUUGUAUUAAAACCUCAAUUAGCAGCAAACAAAUCACAGUCUACUCACUGCCCACAAAGAUUAGAAGUCAAAGGUCUUACUAACCCAACAGCACUCACUGUAAACAAUAAUGAUCACCUGUAUGUGAUUGAUAAUCUAGAUGUCAAGGUCUUUAACAGGAAAUAUAUGCCCCAUCAUCAGUUCAAACUGAGAAACUCUUUCGCAUCUUGCCUUGCAGUGGAUGAAAACAAUCUCAUGGCAGUGGGUCAUUCUGAAGGGCGGAAGAUCUCACUCUACAACCCUGAUGGAUCACUCAGCAGAACAUUCUCUACUCCAGUAAAUGUAGACUAUUUGACUUUAUACAAGGAGCGCAUUAUCUACAGCAGUAAAUAUGAUAAUCAUUUACACUCGGUUGAUUAUCAGGGUGGAAAGGUGUUCCGAAUAGAUAUUGAUCAGUCUGAAUAUUCCUAUGGUGUGUGCUGUGAUAGAAACGGUAGCAUAUUUGUUGUUCAAAGGCCUAGGAGCUGGUUUUGGUACGGUAGAAUAUGUCAGUACAGUCCUGACGGCAAGUACAUUUGA
Asterias rubens (European starfish) is the source of this 1971-nucleotide messenger RNA. Its product is annotated as E3 ubiquitin-protein ligase TRIM71-like. Gene Ontology annotation, molecular function: ubiquitin-protein transferase activity; zinc ion binding. The record is from RefSeq and is a predicted model, not a curated record. Bases 166 to 1971 code for a protein of 601 amino acids. Gene Ontology annotation, biological process: positive regulation of DNA-templated transcription. The transcript has 3 exons. Gene Ontology annotation, cellular component: nucleoplasm; chromatin. NCBI's taxonomy places the organism in Eukaryota, Metazoa, Echinodermata, Asteroidea, Forcipulatida, Asteriidae.